GCGGGGGAUAAAUAGCGACGGCGCUCAAGCUCGGCCCCGCUCUCAAGUCGCUCCCACGAAGACGAGGAAGAGGAAGACGGCAGGAGUCAUCGCACGCGUGAGCACCACUACUACACCACAUCAGACAAAAUGGUGAAGAUCGGAAUCAACGGAUUUGGCCGUAUCGGUCGUCUGGUGACCCGUGCCGCUGCCAUGGGGCGCAAGCUGGAGGUCGUGGCCAUCAACGACCCCUUCAUUGACCUGGAGUACAUGGUCUACAUGUUCAAAUAUGACUCCACCCACGGCAUGUGGAAACACAGCGAGGUGAAGGCUGAAGGAGGCAAGCUGGUCAUCGGCAACAUGCGCAUCUCCGUUUUCCACGAGAGGGACCCGGCCAACAUCAAGUGGGGCGAGUACGGCGUCGACUACGUGGUUGAGUCCACCGGCGUGUUCACCACCAUUGAGAAGGCCUCCGCUCACCUGAAGGGCGGCGCCAAGAGGGUGAUCAUCUCCGCCCCCAGUGCGGACGCCCCCAUGUUUGUCAUGGGCGUCAACCAUGACAAGUACAACAACUCCAUGAGGGUCGUCAGUAAUGCUUCCUGCACUACCAACUGUCUUGCUCCACUGGCCAAAGUCAUCAAUGACAACUUCGGCAUCGUGGAGGGUCUGAUGAGUACGGUCCACUCUGUGACUGCCACCCAGAAGACCGUGGACGGUCCCUCCGGUAAGAUGUGGCGCGACGGCCGUGGCGCCGCCCAGAACAUCAUCCCCGCUUCCACCGGCGCCGCCAAGGCCGUGGGCAAAGUCAUCCCUGAGCUGAACGGCAAACUGACCGGCAUGGCCUUCCGUGUCCCCACCCCGAACGUCUCCGUGGUUGACCUGACCGUCCGUCUGGAGAAACCCGCGAAGUACGAGGACAUCAAGAGGGUCAUGAGGGCUGCCUCCGAGGGACCCAUGAAGGGGAUUCUGGGAUACACAGAGGACCAGGUGGUUUCCACAGACUUCAACACCGACAGCCGCUCCUCCAUCUUCGAUGCUGGUGCGGGCAUCGCACUCAAUGACCGCUUUGUCAAACUGGUUUCAUGGUACGACAACGAGUUUGGCUACAGCAACCGUGUGUGUGACCUGAUGGUGCACAUGGCCUCCAAGGAGUAAGAGCCUCCUGGUGUCUCGCCCUUCUUUUCCCAUCAUUCCACCUUUCUUGGACAUGCAACGGGACCCACUUCCAUCCAUCCAUCCAUCCAUGCACUUUGGCGUCAUGCCCAUCCUAUUGCACAAACUAGUUUAAAACCCCCUUUUUAAUGCUAAAAAGACAUCGCCACGCUUCCUUUCCGGUGGUGAGGUUUGGACUAGUUGUGUUUUCAUGGCCUUUGUCCAGAGGUCCGAGCUGUGUCGUGCUGUAAUGCUGUAGUUCUAACUGCUGCUUUCACUCCACCCUGUAAUAAAAAACCUCCAUUUGUGGA
This is a messenger RNA of Lampris incognitus (smalleye Pacific opah), 1442 nucleotides long. Its product is annotated as glyceraldehyde-3-phosphate dehydrogenase-like. Gene Ontology annotation, molecular function: NAD binding; oxidoreductase activity, acting on the aldehyde or oxo group of donors, NAD or NADP as acceptor; NADP binding. Bases 130 to 1134 code for a protein of 334 amino acids. Gene Ontology annotation, biological process: glucose metabolic process. Lineage: Eukaryota; Metazoa; Chordata; Actinopteri; Lampriformes; Lampridae. The transcript has 12 exons. The record is from RefSeq and is a predicted model, not a curated record.